AUGAAUUGCACUUAUCAUUUUCAAAAUCCGAUCACUAUGAUAUGUAAAGCUCCUCACAUUUGUUAAUUUUAAAGAAAACUUUGUGCUGAAUGUCAUGAUGAUCAUGAAGUGGAUGGUAAUCAUAAAAUUUCUCUGAAAAAAUUUUAAGAAAUGGCUCUAAAGAAAUUAAAAGACUCCAAGCUUAAUGAUACAUCUGAGUUAACCAAAUAGAGAGUGGCCUUUAAAGCCUUGCUCACUCAAACUGAAUAAAUGAUGAAGAAAAUUUGGGAUGAGUUGUCACAAUCAAUCAAAUAAGUUUACGAUUGGAUUGAAAUGUAUAACUAAUCAUACUUAAACCUCAUCAACGAAAAUACUAAUCUAGCUGGAUCCUCUUACACUGAUAUAGAAAAAUUAGUCAACAUUGUAGAAGGAUCGAUUUUAAAUGAUUGGAAUGCUUCGAAGAAUUCUUAUAUUAAGGAGUUAGAUAAGACUAAGAGCUGGUGGGACCAACAUAUAAAGGCUUUUAUUGAGAAGUCUAACUAAGGAAUCCAAUAGAUCCAAUCAUUAAUUAAGUAAGUAUUAUAAAUAUUAUCUCUAGGGGAGAUGAAGAAGAAGUUUAUUAAAUGAAGGAAGAUCUUUAUGAGAUGCUAACCUAUAUCCAGGAUAUAGAUGAAUCUCUCUAUUAGAAGAUUCUUGAUAUACUUAGAAAAGAGAAAGUUUCAGACAUUAUUGGAUUCCUGUCAAAGACAAACAAUAAUCAGUUUUAUGAAUCUUUAAACAACAAGUAAGAGAAUAUAAAGGAGAUCAAGAAGUAAGUAAAGAAAAUAACUAAUGUGUUGAGGAAUAUUUAGGAUCAUAAAUUUAGUAGGGAUGAUUAUUCUUUAGAGACUUAUGAAAAUGCAAGAUAAGAUCUAAUAAAGAGGUUGAAGGAUAACAAAGGGAGCAUAAUUUUUAUGAAGUUUUUAGUUCUUCUCACAAGUAUUGACGGUAUAUUUAUUCAAUGUGGAUCGAAUGCAUUAAACUUAUUAGUAGGCAUGAAGGUAGAUAUUAGGAAUGAAUCAUUUGAGAAUAUCAAAAUAAAGAAUACUUCUUUGAUUGGAGGAAAUUUUCUAAGGUGUAAUUUGAGUGGAUCUGAGUUUGAAAAUGUAGAUAUAAGCGGAUUGAAUUUGAAUGGUGCUUAGAUGUUCAAUUGUAAAUGGAAGAACAUAAAAGUCCAUGAAUUGAAUAGGUUAGAUGGUCAUGAUGGACCUGUUUCAUCAAUUUGUUUCUCUCCUGAUGGAAAAACUUUAGCAUCUGCAGGUGGUAGUAUUUUUGGAGGUGGUGAUUGUACUAUCCGUCUUUGGGAUGUCAAAACAGGAUAAUAAAAAGCCAAAUUAGAUGGUCAUACUAGUACUGUCGUAUCAGUCUGUUUCUCUCCUGAUGGAAAUACAUUAGCUUCUGGUAGUAAUGAUAAGUCUAUCCGUCUAUGGGAUGUCAAAACAGGAUAAUAAAAAGCCAAAUUAGAUGGUCAUAGUAAAUGGGUCUCAUCAGUCUAUUUCUCUCCUGAUGGUAAUACAUUAGCUUCAUCUAGUGAAGAUAAGUCUAUCCGUCUGUGGGAUGUGUAAAAUGGAAAAGAAAUUUAAUCUGCUGAUAAAAAAUUUAAAGAUAUUCUUGCUAAAUUCAAAGCACCACUAUUUUCAAAUAAUCCUCUGCCAGGUAUUUCAUUAUUUAUUACCUUUUAGAAUCCAACAAUAUUACAAUUCUAAGAAUAUCUUAAACACCACUAUUCCAAGCGCAAGGAGCAUUAAUCUUGAAAGGAGAAUUUAUCAAUCAUGAGGGAUACGAUCUAAGAUCAUUAUUCAAAUCCUUAGGAAGUUGCUUUUUGGAAGACCUCAAGUAAAAGUGA
Molecule: messenger RNA, 1864 nt
Organism: Paramecium pentaurelia
Lineage: Eukaryota; Ciliophora; Oligohymenophorea; Peniculida; Parameciidae
Source: the annotation of a GenBank genome assembly